Messenger RNA from Tympanuchus pallidicinctus (lesser prairie-chicken), 9109 nucleotides. Its product is annotated as haloacid dehalogenase-like hydrolase domain-containing 5. The transcript has 8 exons. The record is from RefSeq and is a predicted model, not a curated record. NCBI's taxonomy places the organism in Eukaryota, Metazoa, Chordata, Aves, Galliformes, Phasianidae. The coding region runs from base 1 to 1347 and encodes 448 amino acids. Gene Ontology annotation, cellular component: mitochondrion. Gene Ontology annotation, biological process: glycerophospholipid biosynthetic process.
AUGCGCUGGGCGCUGCCGCUCCGCGGGCUGCCGGGGCCGCUCGGGGGCGGCGCGGUGGGGCGGCUUCCCUGGCUGUCGGCGUUCGGAGGGCGGCGCGGCGGCACGGCGGCGGCUGCGGGGAACGGCGGGAAGCUGAAUGUGCUGCCAUCCUUUGGGUUUCUUUUUGACAUUGACGGUGUGCUGGUACGAGGAAAGACUCCAAUACCUGCUGCAAAAACAGCCUUUCAGAAGCUGGUUAACUCCCAGGGCCAGUUCUUGGUGCCUGUAGUAUUUGUCACCAAUGCAGGGGAUUGCCUUCGCCAGAAGAAAGCAGAUCAGCUGUCCCAUGUACUGGGAGUUCCAAUUUCACAAGACCAAGUGAUGAUGUCUCACAGCCCACUGCGGAUGUUCAAACGUUAUCAUCCAAAAUGCGUUCUUGUAUCUGGACAAGGACCACUGCUUGAUAUUGCUCAGGACCUUGGGUUCAGCCAGCCUGUCACCAUUGAGAUGUUGAGGGCGAAGCACCCGCUGCUGGAUGUGGUUGACCACGACAGAGCACCGGGUGUUUUGUACCCCUCUGCUGUGGAGCUUCCCAAGAUUGAGGCUGUCAUUUUGUUUGGGGAGCCUGUCAGAUGGGAAACCAACCUUCAGCUUAUAAUAGAUGUUUUGCUGACCAGUGGCUACCCGGGAAAUCCAUAUCACCAUGAAAAUUACCCUCAGAUACCUGUACUUGCUUGUAAUAUGGAUCUAAUGUGGGUAGCUGAAGCACAGUCUCCAAGGUUUGGGCAUGGGACAUUCAUGGUUUGUUUGGAAAACAUCUACAAGAAGAUUACUGGCAAAGAUCUGAAAUAUGAGGCCUUAAUGGGCAAGCCUAGUGAAUUGACCUAUCAGUAUGCAGAUUACCUUAUCAGAGCUCAAGCAGCAGAAAGACAGUGGAAGCAACCCAUUCUAACUCUUUAUGCUGUUGGAGAUAAUCUCAUGACUGAUGUCUAUGGUGCUAACCUUUACAAUCGCUAUCUCGAAGAGAAGAAUUCCAGAAAAGGCUCAAAAACAUGGAUUCAGGCCAAAGUUGCUGGUGGCAAAGGGUCUGCUGCUCUCUCUCAGGAUGAUGAAAUAGUCAACAGCUGGGAGAAUGAACUGGCAUCCUCUGCUGCUACCCACUGCAGGUCUGUUCUGGUUUGUACUGGGGUUUACAACCCUCACACAGAGGUACCCUUGGAUACCAAAGAGAGCAGAACUGAAACGAUAUUCCAUGGCCACAGAGAUUUUAGGUUUGAUCCUGGUUUAGUAGAACCAGAUCAUGUGGUACCAGAUGUUAAUGCUGCUGUAGACCUGAUCUUCCAGUUGGAGAACUUUGCUCCUAAUUGACAUGACAUGAUUUCUUCAGGACAGCUCAAUGUUACACUUGUCUUCCCCAAAACUGUGCUUUAAAAUCAUGCCACAAACUGCUUUUUUAUUUUUAAUUUAUUUUUUUGUUUACUAUUUAACAUAUAAUACUAUAUAAAUAUGAAAGUAGAUUAAUGUGCUUAAUAUACUUAGUAUAAGACUAUGUAAAUUAAAAAAAAUCUGUUUAAAAUAUUUUAAGAUUGUAUGAGUAUAAAUAAUACUUUAAAAGUAUUUCAAACUGAUUUAUUGCUUUAGCUGUUCUUUAUUUGGAUGUUAUUCAUUAUUUUAGGUAUUCCAAUAGUUAUUUUUCAUAAUUGCUUAUGUUUUAUCGGUCCUUAAAUUCCUGUGUGAACAUUCUUUUCUUUCUUGAAAGAUUUGCCUUCUAGUUAUUGGAGGUUUCUGAUAGUGAGACUGGGUCAAUCACAUAAUUACAAGUUGUUUGAUAUAGAGCACAGUAAGUAUUCUGCAAAAGAUGAGCAUUCUUGCAAAUAUGUUGCUUCACAUAAGAGUUGAAUUCAAGAAUAUUCUGUCUCUGUACUCACUCAGAUGUAACCAUGCAGCCUUUCUUUUUAUCUGUUUUCCAAUGUAUCUGGACCUGCAUUGCUGCUAUGCUCUGACACGUAAACCCUUAAAAGAAACGCCAGUAUAAGCUGAUGAAGGCUGAGUUGUUAACAGAAAUUUUGGAACUCCUGCUAACUGAACAGUCAUACAGGGAAAGCAGCAGAUAGUGAGUGUCCUAUGUGGUGUAACACCUGGCCUUUUUGUUGUUGCCUUUUUAUUUGCACUUCUGUGGGUAAUUUUGGAAAUUGUUUUGGGCAUUUCACCUGGACUUUUCCACUGAAUGAGUGACUGCUCUUUGGGCAAAAAGUGCCUACUAGUUUACUUGAAGCUUUGUACCACUGUGGUAGCUGACUGCCCUCGAGUGUAAUAUGCUUUGUCUUGUGUCAAUGUUAUGUGUUUGGUUCAUGGUUUUUUAUAAUUGUUCAUUUUUUAAAAUACUUAUUUUUAUAAAAUACUUCUAACCAUUUUAAUCCAAAAGAUGUAUUUGAAAAUGUCUUCUGUGUUGGUUAUAACACACUGAGAUAACACUUGAGAUAAGCUGUGUGUCUGUCCCUUAUUGCUUGGAAAAUAUAAGUCAAUUAAAUGCUUAAAAAUGAAGUCAACUUACAUGGAAGUAGCAUGUAAAAUCACCUUAGGACUAGUGAGGUGUGGGAUCUGUUUUGUUUCAGAAAUAAGAAAUGGUACAACAAAUCUGAGAGUCUUCCAGAGUUCUUGCAGAAGCAGAAUGCUGCCUUACAAGCAUUCUCAGCUGGUGGGGUAAGGAGAAAUGAUGUCCUGGCCAACUUCUAUGUUGCUUAUUAUCCUGAAAUCCAAAUCUGAGUACUCUUCAUGUCAUGAAGAGAACAACAGUGCUGCCAUUAAGUCAGGCUUUUGUUGUGUUUUCUGUUUGCAUGCCACUCCAGUCACUUCCACUACUGUCAGGAUUGUUGAUUAAUUCACUCGUGUUUCGUAAGUAGCUUUCAACAUACCUUGCUGGAUGCAGGGUUUUAAGUUUAAGGACACUGUUCCAAAUAUUGUAUUUUGUUUUUAUUCACUGGAAAACUAUUACAGCAGUCCAUUCUUACCUUUCUUACUGUUGCAGCAAGUGAAUGUGUCUGUUUCUUUAUCUCUUUUCUGUAAUAUGCCAAUUACUUACGAAGCAUGCCAAAUGUUUUUAAGUAAGAAUGUUGUUAAGGUUUUGUAAGAUGUCAGGAUAACCAGAGUUGUGUUGUUUCAGUAUUGAAGCACAUUGCUGAAUUCUUUCUUACUGGAACCCGUUUCAGACUUUCAGUGAAGCAAGGAAUAAAAAUGUGGAAGUUGAUGAAGAAGGCACUGUUCAAUUUUUCUCCUUUUAUUCCCUCCCAGAUAUGCAUGAACAUUUCAGCAUCAGUUGUCAUUUGUCUGUCAGCACAAAACAAAAUAUAGGCAGUUGGUGCCACGGAUGAUGAACAAAGAUGACCUAUAUAUUGGAAUUACUGUAAAACUUGAAAGAACUGUUGGCAUACUAAAGCACUGGCCACAGCGUGUUAGCUAGGCUUGUUCCAUGUUGUACAAGUGAAGAUGCUACACUGGCAGACUUCUCCUUUGAAUGUUGUAUCUUGUUAACUCAGGAAGUGGUGCAGGUGAGAUUUUCCUUCAGCGUGUCAUAGAACAUUGCAUCAGAGUCAAUAAUGAAAUGGGUAACACUGUCUGUUAGAAAUGAUGCUUUAACGUGGUAAAUUGGUACAUUGGUAAAUGAGUUAAAUGUGGAACUCUGUAGAAGAAAUGUUUCCAUUACUUGAAAGGUAAUGCGUAAAGUGAAAACCAGCAUGGUAAAAUGUUCUGUCUAACCAGUGAAGUGCGAGAUGAAUGAAUAUCAGGUUUGUUGAGAAAAGUCUCAAACUGUAUUAACUUUUUGUCUCUUUGAUUGUCCUCCUACAUGGAUUUUCACUUGUAUUCUUUUGAUGUGUUUUGAGCUUCAGUGCUUACCUCACUGAAAUCGGCAGCACGUCCCACGUGUUGUUUGGUGUGUUUGGCCGCACUGCUGGGUGUGACAGCACUUCUUUCAAGGCUAAAACGUCCUGUUGGAAAUGCAGGUGGCCCGAGAUGCUCCGGAGUAACGCAGUGAAGUCACUGUUAGCAAAUGCUGGGGGUUGUGGUGAAGUUUCCGUCGUUACAACUUGUCCUUCAUUUCUGCACUGGUGGCAUUUUCUGUAUUCGAGCAUUUUCUGUAAAAAAAAAAAAAAAAAAAAACCUCCAAAGCAACCUCUGAAGAAUAAGUCCUGUGCUUUUUACUAAUGUGAAUUUGCAGUAUUUUAAACUCCUGUCAUGUAUGCUCUUCAGUUUCGUAUCUUUUUCUUUGGGAGUAUUUUUGAGGAAUUUAAAGAGUUAAAGUUUGAGGAGUGUGAUGCUUAAAACACUUUUGAAGAUAUUUCUCCAUCCAUAUAUUUAAGAAAACAAAACCAAACCAAAGCUUGAUUUAAAAUAAAACUUAUGUCACAUCUUGGAACUCUUAAAUGUCAAGAAAGGAACCAUCGGCUUUGCAGCACGCCUGCACUUUUGAGCUGGGUGCCGUGCGCCUGUCGGUACCGCUGGCUGUGGGUUAAUCGCGCUUCCCGCGGUGCAGCUGUGAGAGCCGCCUCAGCAGAGGGGCUGCGCUGCCGUCGCGCGCCGUGCCCUGCCCAGCCGUGCCGGUGCUGGCGCUGCAGGCGGGCCGCGGGGGGCGCUGUCCGCCAUGCUGGCUGCCCGCCAUGUUGAGUUACCUCAGAGGGGCGGAGGGGCCGGGUGUGGGAAGGCGGUGUGGUGGAGGGCUGAUAGUCUCUUCUCCAUGCUUUUAUUUGUUCAAGUAGUAGCUACCGCCCUCACACGUUCUCCGAGGUCCAGGGUGUUUCAAGUUCAUCCUCGUGGACCAAACCCCAUGUUGUUAAGUGGUAAGUUGGUAAAAUGCUGCAAAAAUGGCGGGUGCCAGGAUACAUCCUCUCAUCCACUCUUGAUUUCAAAUGAAUACUAAGCACUCGGUCCCUCCUCACUCAGUGUUUGUGUCGGACGCGUUCUGCCCUAGCAGACUGAGAGACGAGCUCAGCAUGGUGCGCCUGAAAGCAGCAGCCAGACGUUGCUCCCCAGUUUGGCUGUAGGUGACUUCAAAUAUAUCAGUCAUGUUAGAUUUGGGAAAACAUCUGAAUUCUAAACAACUGGUUGGGCUUUCUUCAACGAGAGACAGGGGAAAGAAGUCACACUAAUUUAUUUGUUUUUCCUGUGAAAUGUGAAAAGGCUAUAGGAGCUGAAAGGCCCUGGAGCAUCUGGGUUUUGUUUUGUGGGUGGAUUUGCAGAGACCAUACAACCAUUAUGUUUUCCUUGCACUGGAUUUUCAGAACUUCAGUUUGCCAGCUCUCUGUCAGCUAUUUCUUGUUCAGAACGUGUUUCAGAGUGAUGCAUAGAAAGGAAAACUAACAAAUUAUUCACAGAAAUAUUUUUCUAAGCUUUGAUUUUGCCACUGUGAUUUUUUUGUUCCCACCACCUACCUUUGAAUCUCAAUAGGGUAAAUUACUUGUUAGAAGCAAUUAUUUUCAGUGCAGCUCAUAGUGUUAGCACAUGGUGACACAGAGGUAUCAUUCUGCCUUUGUAAUGACUGAAUAUAGUGUUGUAAACUGAUGUGCAAAUAUAUCUGAAACUAAUGCAGCUACAUGUUGUUUUCAGUUAUGCUGAUUGCACAGACAGCUGAAGGUGUGUGAACAUUGGCUCAGGCCAAUGGCUCUGAUCACUGACUAACACAGACUGUAUUCAAGUAUUUUGUAUACAACUGUGGAUUUUGGGGUGAUGAGAUAUAUCCUGCUUUCAACAUUCAAACAGCCUGCACAUCAGAAGUUUCUGAAAAGAGUGUGUGGUCAGUUCUAUGAAUAACAGAUCAAUAUGUAUUCAAAAUAGCAAACACAAAGUAAACCCACCUGAAAAUCAGCUGAGCCUGAAUCUCUUGCUUAAUUAAUCUUAAAAGAUAUUCUUCUUUGCUUUUGUUGAUCUUGUAUGCCAGGCUAAGAAUCCACGAUCAUGCUAAACAUGUGCAGUUAACACCCAGCUAGCCUUCUGGCAGGUUUAUCUAUUACCUUCUUCUGUAGCAGAAGCAGUGCUUGUAAUGUAGCUAAGAGUUUUUCUCAAAAUUAGAAGUGCAUUUUCAAUGGGACUCAAGUCUCACCUGUUGCUUUAUGACAGUGUAUCUGUGUUUACGCUUUCCACUAGCUUAAUAGUUAAGUUCCUGGCCAUAGAUGAGGAUGCUUUGUUUAAUUUACAAUAACUAAAUAAAAUCGCGGAUCUAAAUGUUCCUUAGGGAAGGUGCAGUUUUAACCACAUUGUUUACAUUUAAUUGUAAACAUUGAGGAAAAGUUAUCUGCACCUCCAACAUGGAAGACUUUGAAUCCUUUUUAUGUGCAUGCAUUUAUGCAGGUGAUGGGCAACUCUAAGUAUGUAUGAGUCAAGUACUGCUUGUUUAACAGAAUACACUGAGCUAUCUCGUCUAAAAUUAAAAGAACAUACAGCACUGUAUAAAGGAUACAGAGUUUCUUAGAUUUUUCAUUUUUUUGUUUUGGAUAAACAGCCACAGCAAAUUACAUGCAUAAAAUAACCACAAAAGAUAUUAAUUGCCAAAUGUUUAAUUAAAUUUUUAAUGAUACACAGUACAAUGUAUCUACUAGACUACAAUUCACAACAUAAAGCAGGUUUUGUAUCUGCUUAGAAAUAUUCUUCAUAAUAAAUUUAUAAAUAGAUGAAGGUAAAGUAUAAAAAGUUACUGUAGUAUGCAAGCUUGCUCCCUUGUCUCCUCAUAUUCCAAAUGACCCAGUCAAUAUUGUAAUAAGAGAAGUAGUUAGUGAUGAUUAGAAACGUACAGCCUGCAUCUCUCGAAGAAACCUUGGAAAAAACAGCAACAGAUUUGUCCUAGAAAAUGCAGAAUAUUUUUAACACUGUUAUCCUCUAAACCCUUCACAUCAUUUCGGAAUGCAGUGAAUGAAUUCAAUAUGAAUCAGAGAUUUGUAUUUUCUCCCCAGCAGGUGCAUGCGCCAGACUCACUUGAAUGCUGUUGACUCUCUGGAGUUGUGCAUCUCAGGAGACUGGGUGUUCCAGCCAUCAGGUAUCAGUGAGCGAGGCACAAAAGAGGGAAAAGUUGGUUGAGAGCACUGAGCACAUCUGACUAUUGAAACUCUUAGCGUUUCUCCACAAAGGCAACAUGAAAUCUUAACACAGUUACAAAUAACUAAAUUCACCUUCUGCUCAGUAAGCCUGUAUCUAUGCUGUACCUGGGAGGUGGAGCAGUGUCUGGUCUGGUGCAUUGGUUCCCAGGUUUUGAAAUGGUAUGUUCACAUAGCACCAUUUCAACACUCAACUCUACUGAAUCCCUCAUAUUACGCCACCGAGUUUUAGCAGUUACUCGUCAGUACAUCGCUUUCUUAAGAAAACAUACAUAGAGUUUUCUUUUGUCAAGUAUCAAAACACUUUUCAUACCUAGAUCUAUUUUUGUACCACUUACAAAGGGGAAAAUCCUUAUCUAUGCACAGCAUUGAAAUAGGGAAUUAACAUGAAAAACAAAGAAUGAGUAUGCUUUGCCUUCUGCAUGAAUGUAUUUUUAUCUGAUAACCAUUUCCUUUUUCUGAGAAUCUAGUUCCACACAAGUCUUGUGCUUUUUUUGCAGCGGUAAUUGGUGAAAUUCAGCUCUUAACUCUUACGAGUAGCUUCCAAUUGUCAAGGCAAGUUGGCAUGCCAUGUUCAAAAGACAAUCUUUCAUACCUUUGUUUUCAUAUGGAAUAGUUUAGAUAGUCAAAAUGGUCAGAUGUUCUAAAAAGGCAGUUUCUAAGGAAAAAGUCUUUCAUUUAAUGCUUUCCUGUUUCUGUUUACAGAAAGAUGUUAUGUGUAUAUUUUGGUUGAUUGAAUGAUUAGAAAUCACAACUGCUAGCUUGCCCCAGAGUUGGUCAUGUGUAAGGUACUUAGAAACUUGGAUCCCUCAGCUAGCUACUACAUUUGAAUAAUGUGUCCUUUAAGAUGUCUUGGUGAGUGUGGGGGGCUUAAGACUGAAACUCCUAUGGUGUAGCCAAAUAUUAGUUUGAGUAAGAAUAAACUCAAUAGGGGAACUGUUGUUCCUAGUAUCUUAAUCCAGAAUGUAAACAUCAAAAAUAUAAAUGCAGAGUGAUAUUUUGGUUUAUGAGUGAUUUUAAAAGGACAUUUCACUUGUAGUAAUUCAGCUGGAAUACCCAAGUUUGCAUGGUUAAGCAAGCUUUAGAUGGAAGUGGCUUAGACAGAAGCAGCUUUGGGAAGCUGCUGUACCUACCAGAUGUCUUACCCUGCUUACAGCACCUCAUCAGCUGAAUGAGUGCAAAGCUAAACUUAACUUUUUUUUUUUUUUUUUUUUUUUUCAGAGUACAGUAUUAUAUGCAUGUUAAGAUCUUAAGUCACUGUCACAGAGGUGGGAGAACUGUAAUUACACGUGCAGAAAACCUCUGGGUUACAAUCCCACUGUGCCCCUUUAGAGAUUUGUGAGGAGAUUCUUCUUCUUUUUUUUUUUUUUGUAUAUUUGAGGUUGAGAGAAUAGAAAUCAGUAUCAGCAGUUCAGUUCAAUAAUCAAUUUGGAAGUAACUCAAGUGAAAUCUAAAAGUGUCUUGCAAAAGAAAAAUACAAAGUAACUUUUUAAUGAUAAAAGAGUCUCAAUUUUUUCUUUUAUUGAUUGCAAUGAGGUUGUAUCUGAUCCCCCACUAUUCUCAGAGGAUGUCCCUGGAGAAAGGUGAUGUACUUUUACAUUAAGCUACUCUGUUAUGUCAGCUAUAGUUCAGCAUUCCACUUUUGUUGGAGGUAGACAGCCAUCAAAAGUCAAGCAGGAAAACCUGUAACUACUAGUGCAGAGUAUUACUUUGAGAAGAAAAUUACCUGCUUUAAACUGAGUAAUCAUUGACUAAACUGCCCAGAUUUAAUGAGAUAAAAUAGAAAAUUCUUCUUGGCUAACUCAAGCAUAGGCUUUACUUUUCUCAUUCUCGGGAACUUACUGUUAAUUUGUUUUCCAGUGGCCUCAUACAAAUCAGUACGUCAGAACAAGGCCACUGUUGAUACAGUCUGCCUUCAGUCACACCUAAAGGUACAGAGGUAAUCGGGGUACCUGCUGUUAUCAGUAUUAGCGUGACAGAAACCCUUGUUGAAAAAAGACAGUAAAAACAAAGGAAAUAACAAUUUAAAAAAAGAAAAAAAAGAAAAA